CACCCAAACAAGAGACAGCUGUUGGAAGCGCGGUCCCGCAAGCUGCAUUCUGGGAAAUGUAGUCCAGGAGUUGCGAGAAAUCGGAGGCGCUUCCGCUUGGGCAUUCUGGGAAGUGUAGUCCAGGAGCGGGGUACAGUCGGGGACACUUCCGCUCCAGGAAGGCGAGGUCGGGGCCGAGAUUGUUGGCAGGGAGCUUUGCCUUCCCAGAACUCUGCCCUUCCCCAAAAGGAAAAGGAGAAAAAAAUGACCAAAUUCCAGGAGGCGGUGACGUUCAAGGACGUGGCUGUGGUCUUCACGGAGGAGGAGCUGGGGCUGCUGGACCCCACCCAGAGGAAGCUGUACCGAGAAGUGAUGCUGGAGAACUUCCGGAACCUAGUCUCUGUGGGGCAUUCAUCCUCCAAACCAGAUGUGAUAUCCCAGUUGGAGAGAGAGGAGAAGCUCUGCAUGAAGGAGAUCCACACCCAAAGGGGGAGGCACUCGGGAGGCAGGAAUCAACACGAGAAGGAGACUCUUCACGAAGCAGGAGUAAGGUGCCUUUCAUUGGGAGAGUUUUCAUGUUGGCAAAUCAAGAGACAUAUCGUGAGCAAAUUCACCAAAGAUCAAGACUCCAAGAUAAAUAUUCAAGGAAAGAGUUCUGAGUUCCCCGAACAGUGUGAUUCCCCCUGUCAAGUGGGAGCAGGAAUAUGUAUUCAGGCUUCCGUGGAAGACAGCUGUAUAAUGAACCUUAUAGAGGAUCAUUCCAGUAUUCUUGAAAAUCAAGAAUUGCUGGCUGGGAGAGUUCAGAAUUCUUGGAGUAAAAUAUAUCUCGGCGAAACACAGAAUCACCAGAGAAGUUGUAAGCAGACUCAGAUGAAAAACCAAUUAUGUAUAUUUGCGCCAUACGUUAACAUCUUUAGUUGUAUCUCACACCACCAUGAUGGCGAUAAACCUCACAACGAAGACUGCGGUAAAGACAUCUUAAAGGUGUCCCCUCUGGUCCAGCAGACCUACCACUGUCGUCAGUGUGAGAAAGCAUUCAGCGAUGGCCCCAGUCUUGAACUUCAUCAGCAGGUACACUCGAGAAAGAAGUCCUCGGAGCACGGCGCACACGGGAAGGCCGCCCGCUAUAGCUCAGCUGUGCCCGUUCCACAAAGUGUUUACACAGGAAAAAAACGCUAUUGGUGUCACGAGUGUGGGAAGGGUUUCAGCCAGAGCUCAAACCUGCAGACUCAUCAGAGAGUGCACACAGGGGAGAAGCCCUAUUCGUGCCUUGAGUGUGGGAAGAGCUUUAACCAGACCUCCCAUCUUUACGCCCAUUUGCCUAUUCACACAGGAGAGAAGCCCUACAGAUGUGAAAGUUGUGGGAAGGGCUUCAGUCGUAGCACAGAUCUUAACAUUCACUGCAGAGUCCACACCGGAGAGAAACCUUACAAAUGUGAGGUGUGCGGGAAGGGCUUCACCCAGAGAUCACAUCUGCAGGCCCACGAGAGAAUCCACACCGGAGAGAAACCCUAUAAGUGUGGAGACUGUGGUAAACGCUUUAGUUGCAGCUCAAAUCUCCAUACCCACCAGAGGGUCCACACGGAAGAGAAACCGUAUAAGUGUGAUGAGUGUGGAAAGUGCUUCAGCUUGAGCUUUAACCUUCACAGCCAUCAACGGGUCCACACGGGAGAGAAACCAUAUAAAUGCGAAGAGUGUGGGAAGGGUUUUAGUUCAGCCUCGAGUUUCCAGAGCCAUCAAAGGGUUCACACGGGGGAGAAACCGUUUCGCUGCAACGUGUGUGGUAAAGGCUUCAGUCAGAGUUCCUAUUUUCAAGCCCAUCAGAGAGUCCACACUGGAGAGAAACCAUACAAAUGUGAGGAGUGUGGGAAGCGCUUCAAUUGGAGCUUGAAUCUUCACAAUCAUCAGAGGGUCCACACGGGAGAGAAACCUUAUAAAUGUGAAGAGUGUGGAAAGGGCUUCAGUCAGGCCUCCAAUCUUCAAGCUCAUCAGAGUGUCCACACUGGGGAGAAACCAUUCAAGUGUGAUGCGUGCCAGAAGCGAUUCAGUCAGGCCUCCCAUCUCCAAGCCCAUCAGAGAGUCCACACGGGAGAGAAGCCAUAUAAAUGCGAUACGUGUGGCAAGGCCUUCAGCCAGAGGUCAAAUCUUCAAGUCCAUCAGAUCAUUCACACUGGAGAGAAACCGUUUAAAUGUGAGGAGUGUGGGAAAGAAUUUAGUUGGAGUGCUGGGCUCAGUGCUCAUCAGAGGGUGCACACAGGAGAGAAACCUUACACAUGUCAGCAGUGUGGCAAAGGCUUCAGUCAGGCCUCCCAUUUUCACACACAUCAGAGGGUCCACACUGGAGAAAGGCCAUACAUAUGUGAUGUCUGUUGUAAAGGCUUCAGCCAGAGAUCACAUCUUGUGUACCAUCAGAGAGUCCACACUGGAGGAAAUCUGUAGAAAUGUGAGGUGUGGGGGGUGGCCUUCGGUCAGAGUUCACAUCUUCAUCUCCAUUGGAAAAUCGACGCUAGUAAUUGUCGAAAGGUUCCUUCAGAACUCAGAAGCCUCAAGGAAUCUUCACACGCAAGCAGCUCUGUGAAGUGCUCUCUUUUAAGGACAGCUGGGUGCUGAAUUCUUUGCGAAUCGGAUUUCGCAGACGAGAGAAAACCUUUUCCAUAAAUACGGCCAGUGUUUGUGCCAGCAUUCUGAAUGUCCCAAUUUUUCGAGACGCAACAUAAAAGAACUUCAAAAUUCACCCCAGUCUACCCAGGAAAAAGGCCUUAUAAAUGAAGAUUGGGGGCAGGACUUUAACAAAAGUAUAGUGAUGGACAAGUAAAACGAAUGUCAGUGGCAGUGUAACCUCCAUGUAGGGAGGGAUGUUUUUCACUACUUUAUCUCUACUGUGUAGAAAAGUGCGCUUGGCUCAUAAGAGAUGCCCAGCAAUUACCGGACAAAGUGGAGAAAAUCUAUCAUUAGGACAGAUACAGUAAAACCUUGGUUUUAUGUGUGCCAUACGUGAGCAUAAUUCAUUCCAGAAACAUGCUUAAUCCAAAGCAGUUGAAUACCUAAGCCAAUUUCGUCAUAAGAAAUAACUCGGAUGAUUUGUUUCACAACCCAAAAAUAUUCGGAUGAAAAGGAUUACAAUACUGUAAUAUAAUACAAAAUCAUAAAAUAUAAGGAAAAAUAAAUUAACCUGCACUUACCUUUGAAAACCUUAGUGGCUGGUGUGAGGGAGACAAGAGAAAGGAGGGUUCCUGUGUAGGAUGACGGUCACUGUCACUAACGGAAUCACUGCCAUCUAUUGGUUCAAUGGACUCUUCUUCUGCACAGGGCCCUUGUGUGUGGUCGCAGGGAUGUUGGCUACAGCACAGUAUCAAUAAACUCUUGUCAUAUACUGUAUUUAAUGUAACUGGCAAGAAGGCAGCAGAGGAAAGGGUCUCAAUCUGUAGGCAGCGUGACCUAGAAUGAAGCAAAGCCUUCUUAAGCUUACCCUUGUAUGGAAAAGCCAAGGACUGUCCAUAGGUGCUUUGAAGUGAUAAAAAUACACUGGUGCCUGUUGUGGGUACGUUCCAACGUUCUGAAAAAUCACUGAUUUCCGCCGAACACCACAGCCUGAGACUGAGCAUCUGAGCAUGGGAAUCCUUCGGUGAGAGAGAGAGAACCAUUGGCUCACUUGUGAUCACGUGACAUUGGGCAUCACAUACGACUCGUAUUGCAAGACAUCCCUCGUCUAUCAAGUUAAAACACAUUAGAAAUGUUUGCCUGUCUUGUGGAACAUUCGCAGAACAAGAUACUCGCAGUCCAAGGUUUUACUGUAUUUGAAAAUUCUACUCCCCUACCCUGAAUUCAUAAUAACAUACUUCAAAGGAAUCCUGCAAGUAGCCUUAAUGAGAUUAAUUUCAGGAGAUAAUCAAGUACGGAAAAUUACAUAAUACUGCCAUCCAUAAUAAUGCAAAUUGGGAUGGCACUGGUGAAUGGCCCCCAUCCCCAAUCUGGCCCUGGUUCUUUGUAGUGUGUCAGCCCUGUUGUACAGUGUAAUAUUUAAUGUUAUUAAUUUGUAUUUUAUAGACUGAAAAGUACUGUUUUUAAGCAAUCUAAUAACAUGAUACAAUUUAUAUGCUUGGGAAUUUUGGACCCUAAUCCAUUAAGGUAGAUUUCACUGUUAACUCUUUAAAAGUGUUGAGUAGUUACUAAUGACAAAAAGUUUUUUAGUAAACUUGAAUUGUUAAUAA
This is a messenger RNA of Prionailurus viverrinus (fishing cat), 4190 nucleotides long. It is a transcript of the gene ZNF235, whose product is annotated as zinc finger protein 235. The record is from RefSeq and is a predicted model, not a curated record. The coding region runs from base 244 to 2418 and encodes 724 amino acids. Gene Ontology annotation, cellular component: nucleus. Gene Ontology annotation, biological process: regulation of DNA-templated transcription. The transcript has 5 exons. Lineage: Eukaryota; Metazoa; Chordata; Mammalia; Carnivora; Felidae.